AUAGUAGAACUUUUCGGACAGACAUCAUCAUUCAGUUGACAUUUGUGGAUUGUGUAAAGGAAACAAAACAUAACAAAAACUUUUAAAAAUGUUCAAAUUCAUGUCAUUCUUCUUAUUCGCCGUAAUCUUCGCUAUGGCUUAUGCUAAACCAACCGUCUACUAUUCACCAUACACAGCCGAAGUAGUUGGAUCACCAGUGUUGUCCACAAGUUCUCAAUACGUUGCCAGAAAUUACAAUGGAUAUGCAAGUUAUGUUGCAGAAGCACCAGUCGUUUCAUCACUUCCAUAUACAUCACUAGGAUACCCAUAUGCAUCGUAUGUACUUUAAGUAGAUCAAACAUACACAAGGCUCUAAAACGUGAACUAUUUUGCAUGGCAUGAAAUAACACGACGAAAAA
This is a messenger RNA of Chironomus riparius, 398 nucleotides long. The record is from the annotation of a GenBank genome assembly. NCBI's taxonomy places the organism in Eukaryota, Metazoa, Arthropoda, Insecta, Diptera, Chironomidae.